UGGACGAUUGAGAGUCCGCGGAGCUCCGAGGCGGGAGUCCUGACCAGCUGCGCUCGAGAGGAACCGGAACCAGGGCCUAUGGCUGGGGCAGGUCCCAGCGACUGCGCCUCCGCGAAUGGCGCGUAAACCGGGGGAUUUCAGGGGCAGGGAUUUCAGGAAGGAUCUUCGGCUGCGCGCGGGGCCGAGAAGGAAAGAUGAGCCUGGUGUGGGCAAAAUUUCAAAUGAGCUGGACAGCACUGUGAAGGAGCUUGCAAGCAGCCCCCAGAUCCUUGAGAUGGCAGAAUGCAGGGCACCCAAAACCAAGAAGGGGUUGAAAGGCUCCAUUGAUGAUGUCCUUGGUGACCUCUUGGGGGAUGAGAUGACACUACCUGAGAAGCCUGUUAAACUAGCUUCAUGUGCCAGAGAUGCCAUGGGUGUAGCUCAGGUGCCUCCUUCUUCAAGGGCUAGAACAAAGUCCCUCCUGAAAAAUGACGCCUUGAGCACCAUGGCAGGCCUGGAAGGAGCUGAUGCGGAGGUUUCCGACAUCACCGCAGACCCGCAGGCUUUGCUCCGACCUAUGAAGGAUCUGGAUGACAUGGACGCCGAUCUCUUAGGUCUGAAGAAGUUUAAUCUAGCCUCUAGCAAAAGAGCUGCAAAGGACUCUGGGAAAGAAGAGUUGCCUAGUAAUCCCAAACCUGCCAACAUGUUAAUAGCCGAUGAGAAAGGGAACACCAUUCCCACCAAGAAGGCACCUCCUCCCAGCAGCUUUGGGCGUCAGUUCAGGAAGUUUUCCUGUGAAGACUUGGAAGACCCAUUGGCAGGACUUCUCUCCGACGAAGAGGAAGGAACCGCCACGAAGCCACUCAGGACAGAGAGUAUAACAGCUUUGGAAGAGAGCCCAGCCCCAGUCAGAGAUCAAGGUCCUUCUAGUCCUCUAACUCCUGGGGACACCCCGGUCCGAAAGAAAGAAGAAUUUCUGUUUGACGAGGGGGAUGACAUCAUGGCCGCCCUGGGGUUUGGAGACAGCCCCAAAGCAGAGAGGAGGCAAACGGGAGACCAGCAAGGGUCCUUGGAAGGGCCUCGCCCUGCUCGCUCCACGCUGGAUGAGCUGCUGGGUCGGGCCACUGCCUCCAAACUCCUGGCCCGCCCGGGCCCCGGGGAGCACAGGGAGUUCGAGCUGAACAGGAAGUACCAGCGGGCGCCGGACGAAGAAGACACGUGGGAUGACGAGGACUUCACCUUUGGGGCCUACCAGCCCACCGUGGGCUCCUCCAAGGGCCAGCAGUCCCACCGGCAGUUGGUCAGGUUCUUAGCAGAAGGUGGCACCGACCCCAAGGCAGAACCUGACGCCAAACAGAGCAGCCCAUCAACACCCAGCCCCUCCCACCCCAGGAGGGGAGGAGCUGACUGGUUGGGCCUCAAGGACAACUCAGAACCACUCCCUCCCUCUCCCACCAGAGAGGCUAAAAGAGGAGGCUCCUCUCUCUCCACACCCUCGCUACCCGCUCCCAAAAGCCAACAUUCCGCCCCAGGCCAGCAGGCUGCCCCAGCUGGGCUGCCUUUAACGGCAAAGCCACCACCCGAGGGUGCAGGUUCCCCUGCCAAAGCCAGCCAGGCUUCCCAGCUGGGAGCUGCUGAGAAAGAGGAGGAGGAGGAUUGGCUGAGCCAUGCCUUAGCUCGAAAGAAGUCCCGAGGUCUGGCCCGCGAGGAGCGCACCAAGGCCUCUGAGGGCCAGAACUCCGUGGGGGCAGCAGGCCAGCCCCCCUCCGACAGCCGGCCCGUUGCCAGCACUCAAGGACUCAAGCAAGCAGCUGCUGGAGGGACCUCAGGGACAGCCACACAAAAGCCGCCCACCAGGCUUGCCACCUCGGGGUCCUCUGUGACUUGGAACCAGGACACCCUGGCCCUCCAUGCAGGUGACCUAAAGAAGGGAACAGCCCCUGGAGACCUCUCUGGCAUUGAGCCUGCAGUUUGGCUCCCAAGCUCCCAGGAACCCACAGGACUUUCUGUUCCUGUCCAGCCCCUGCUCCCAGAGUCCGUGGCGCGGAGCCUGCUGCCAAGCAUAGAAUACCAGAGGCAGCUUCAGAGCAGCACUGUUGAGCUUCGGGCUGACCUUCUGCAAAGUCAGGCCCGGCUGGCAGAGCUGGAGGCCCAGGUGCAGAAGCUGGAGCUGGAGCGGACGCAGCACCAGCUGUUGCUGGAGAGCUUGCAGCAGCGGCACAAGGCUGAUCUGGAGCUCAUCGAGGGCGCCCACAGAAGCCGAGUAAAGGUGCUCGAGACUUCAUACCUGCAACGGGAAGAGCGGCUACGGAGGGAGAACGAGGAGCUGUCCGCCCGGUACCUGUCGCACUGCCAGGAGGCCGAGCAGGCCCGCGCCGAGCUCACAGCCCAGCACCAGCGGCGCUUGGCGGCCGCCGCACAGGAGAAGGACCAGGAAAUGGAACGGCUCCAGGAACUGCAGCGGGCCUCCAUCCUGGAGAUGCGCCGGGACCAUGAGGAGCAGCUGCAGCACCUGAAGCUGCUGAAGGACCGAGAGAUCAACGCGGUCACCAGCGCCACCUCCCACACGCGGUCCCUGAAUGGCAUCAUCGAGCAGAUGGAGAAGUUCUCCGGCAACCUGCACGAGCUGCAGUCCCGCGUGGAGGCCUCGCACCUCGCCACCACCCAGGAGCGGGAGCUGGGCGCCCAGCAGCGGGACGGGCAGCUCCGAGUGCUGCAGGAGAGGCUGGCCCGGCAGCAGCGGGACCUGGAGGAGGAGCGCAGCCGGCUGCAGGAGGUCACCGCGAAGAUGGAGGCGCGCCUGGGCGAACAGAGCCGGCUCCUGGAGCAGGAACGCUGGCGGGUGAAUGCUGAGCAGUCCAAGGCAGAGUCCACACAGCGCGCACUGGAGGAGCAGAGGAGGGUCAUGGUCCAGCAGAUCACCAUGGAGCGCGAGGAGCUGGAGAGGGCCAAGAGUGCCUUGCUGGAGGAGCAGAAGUCUGUCAUGCACAAGUGCGGGGAGGAGCGGCGGCGGCUAGCAGCCGAGUGGGCCGAGUUCUUUGCACAGCAGAAGCUGAGUAAGGAGCGGGCCGAGCGCGAGGCAGAGCGGGCACUGCAGGUGGACACCCAGCGGGAGGGUGCCCUCAUCAGCCUGGCCAAGGAGCAGGCAGAGCUGAAGGUCAGGGCGCGCGAGCUCCGGGCCCAGGAGGACCAGCUGGCAGCUGAGCGGGAGGCGCUGGAGCGGGAGCGACAGAAGGUGCAGCUGGAGAAGGAGAGGGUCAGUGCUGUGGCCCUGCGCCUGAGGCUGCGUGCCAAGGAGGUGGAGAGCACGAGCCAGGUGGCCUCAGCAAAGCAUGAGGAGGGGGAGCGGGCACUGCGCGAGGCCCUGCAGGUGCCAUCGGGGCAACAGGCCCAGCUACAGCUGGUGCAACAGCGGUGGCUGCAGGAACAGGAGCCACACAUGCGCCAGGCAAGGCCCCUCCCAGCUCUGGCUGCCCCGACCGGUGCCCCCCAUCUCCACCCUCCCAGCUACGUCCUUCUCUCUGGGGCACUGGGACAGGGACAUCUAAGUCUGGCCCAGCAGAGGCUGCAGCUGGACCAUGUCCAGCAGACCCUGCCCUCCAGCCACGAGGAGCCGCUCCCCGGGGCCCAGGGCCUGGAAGCCUCCUGUCUGAGUGCCACCCUGACUCCUGCUCCUGGCACUCCUGGCUUCAGCCCGUUGCUGGCUGGCCUGGGCUCCUUGCACCUCCACGCCGAGCUGGCGCUGCUGAGACACACAGCUGAGCAGGACCGGGACUUCUUGGAGGACGAACAGUUCUUCCUGGAGACCUUGAUGAAAGCCUCCUACAACAUGACAUCCCAUUCAGCUUGAAGGGCCUGGCUACCUCCUUGGCAGAGGUCUCAGAUGCUGGAACUCUGUCCCGCUGCCCUGCUGCCACUCCAGGGGGCCCAGGGAAAGCUCUGCAAGGCCCAGGGCCUGAUUACAGCUCUUCCUGUCAACAGGGUGCAAGUGCCUUCUUUCUGAGCACCUCAAGCACAUGGUGCCCCCAUACCUCCAGGGUUUGAGGUCCAAGGCCUCAGGGGAGACAUGAUGCCACGUGGCCCAGCCCCAUCACGCUGUCUACCGCAGCUUUGGUUCUGUGGCCCCAUGGACUUCCAGUUCAGACUCAAGGGUCUGGCUGGGCUGUGUGGACCCCUUCCCCUCUGGGCAGGCAGAUGGUGUGGGGAUCUUUUCACCUGGGCCUCCUCUGAGGCAGGGGUGUCUUCCUAAGGGAUACCACGAGCAGCCUCCUGUCCUCCCCACCUGAAGAGACAGCACGGGGCCUGCUCACAAAUGGGGACGCAGAGUUGGGCCACACAUUUUGAAGGGCCUUCCAGCCUCCUGGCCGAGGGGGUGGGUGUAUUGUGCGGCUCAGCCAUCCCCUCACGCUCUCAGGUUGGCGCCCACAAAGUCCCCACUCGUUCCCAGCUCUGAGUAACUAACUAGCCUGGCAAGGACACUGGCUUGCAGGGGCAGGGAUGGGGGCUGUGGGUGAUGCUGGGCUGUAGGGAGGGACAGGGAGAGAAGACUCUGUGCUGUUCCACCUGCCCUGAAGCCACAGCAGGUGGGGAUGAUGACAGAGGAGCACCCCUGCCCUGGGAGGAUACCGAGCACGGGGGACCAGGCUGCUUGCUGCCCCUGGGGCCUCUGCACCUCUCCACAUGUGGGCAGUGGGCCACUGUCACUGCGGAGGUGCCAGGGGAGGGGCGAGAGGAUUAGUGGUUGUCCCCAGCAGACCCAAGGACAGACGGACUGAAUAAAUCAUGAUUACUUCUGAAGCAGUCUCUUCCUGAGAGCAAUGUCAUCACCUCUGUUGAAGGGAGCAAGCCAGCAGAGGACAGUGCUGAGGGACAUCUUCAUGAGCAGUUUGUGUGUCUGCUCCUUCAGAAAGGCUUUCAGAGGGUCCUUUCCCUACCAACAAUUUAUAGCCUUCAUCUCAGACCCACUAAAUCGCUAUAUAUAUUUUUUUACCUAGUUGCCCCAUCGUCAUUUUUUUUUUUUUAUUUUAUUAAGGUAUGAUUGAUAUAUACUCUUAGGAAGGUUUCACAAGAAAAACAAUGUGGUUAUAUCACCCGUAUUAUCGAAUCCCCCACCACACCCCAUUGCAGUCACUGCCCAUCAGUGUAGUAAGAUGCUAUAGAAUCACUACUUGUCUUCUCUGAGCUACACUGUCUUCCCCGUGCCCCCACACACCAUGUGCACUAAUCAUGAUACCCCUCAAUCCCCACCUGGCCUCCCCCACAUCUCCCCUUUGGUAACCACUAGUCCCUUCUUGGAGUCUGAGUCUGUUGCUAUUUUGUUCCUUCAGUUUUGCUUCGUUGUUAUACUCCGUAAAGGAGGGAAAUCAUUUGGUACUUGUCUUUCUCUGCCAGACUUACUUCACUGAGCAUAAUACUCUCUAGCUCCGUCCAUGUUGUUGCAAAUGGUAGAAAUCGCUAUAUUCUUAAUGACUGGAUUCUCAAAAACUUGCUAUAUGGUUCAUCAGAGUUUGUGCUGUUAAAAAACAAAUCAGAGUAAAUUUGAAGAUCUCAUUGCCCUUAUCAAACAAUUCGUGAAUCAAGCAGCAUCCCAGUCAGCAUGCAGAGGGGAGCUCUCAGUGAGACAGGGACCAUGGGCUUAGACAGAACAGGGUGGGGGCCUCCAGAAAAGCAAGGCACGAAGUUUGCUGUCAGAGCAGUGUAACUAGCCCCUAGUUUAGAGCAAGGAAAGCCCCCCUAGUUUAAGACUGUGUUAAACAGUAAGCUCUGUUAGAAAACAGCAUAAAACCUAAAUGUGAUUUAUUCCCACCAGGAGGUUUAAAACAUUUUAACAGGUAUUAACAAAGGGCCACGAGGUAGAAGCCGCUCGGGCUGAGAGUGGGUGGGAACUGCUAAGGGCCUGGCUGUACAUACUGUUUGAGUUUUUCAGACCUACCAGUAAGACUAAGACAAAUACAAGGGAAAGAUGUAACUGGCUUAGGCGAUGUCUGGGGAACAAUGUGAACCCUGUGGUUCUCAGCCAAUGAGGAACCAGGGGAGGGACUCGCGCACUAGGAGAUGAAUUACUGGCGCCAAUCUCCCCAGGCGUGCCUGCUCACCGGACACCCGAUUUUGCAAGACCAUCAUUAAAGUAUCGCUCCCCUGUUCUCUUUAUCUCCGUGUCCACUUAUUGAAAUUUGGACCAGUGAGUGUGUUUCUCACAGCUCUAGGGUCAUUCUUCAGCGAGAUCAGUUAAUAUUCCCCAGAUAAAGAAGAGUAGCACAUGUUUUUAUUAUGCUAAUCAUUUAUAAUCAUGUGUAAGAUUCACUUUAGCAUGCUAAAAGGCCCAGGCCUCUGUGCUGUCUUUUCUCCUUCAGAUCAGAUGUGAUUUUGCACACUGGGCAACUAAUUUAGCAAGUAAGCCCAGGCAUAAACAACAUAGUAAAAGGCAAGAAGGAUUCCACCUUAAAGAUAAGAUUGCAUUUAAUACCCAAGUUAGAAAUUCUUAAUUAACUCUUUAGCAAACAAUACCUCAGCCCACCUUGGGGGCUGGGCAGGCGGCCUUGUUUGAUAUGCUCCCACGCCAAGACGCCAGUACCAGUAUCUCAGGGAGAAAUCAGAGCAGGAAAUUCUUUGUGUUAAGUUAAUUCUAAAUAUUCAGGCAUUACUUAACAAGUCCACACCCCUAAGCUUUUAUCCAGUUCUCAAAAAUCCUCAACCACCUACAAAACCCCUAGUAGGGCAACACACCACUACAGGCUCUCUUGUUCCGUCCUGGCAUGAGCCACGAGCUCUGACCUCUCACUGUAUCUCUCAAUAAAAGCCUCUCCCUGACUUUCCUAC
Messenger RNA from Manis pentadactyla (Chinese pangolin), 6798 nucleotides. It is a transcript of the gene FBF1, whose product is annotated as Fas binding factor 1. NCBI's taxonomy places the organism in Eukaryota, Metazoa, Chordata, Mammalia, Pholidota, Manidae. The record is from RefSeq and is a predicted model, not a curated record. The coding region runs from base 116 to 3829 and encodes 1237 amino acids. The transcript has 29 exons. Gene Ontology annotation, cellular component: ciliary transition fiber; ciliary basal body; centriole. Gene Ontology annotation, biological process: establishment of epithelial cell polarity; cilium assembly.